GCUGCCUUGACGCUUUUCCGCGGGAGAAACCUCCGUCAGGACUCCGGACGGGAGACAUCAGCGGAGUUACAAAUCCCUCCAGGUUGCAUCUCCACGGCUGCAGGCCAGGCCAGCGGGGCGUAAAGACAAUAGACCCGGGGCGCGUUUAAAGAACGGAGCCUCUCCCGGGGAUGGCGGGACGGAGGAGCAGGACGGGGAGGCCCGUUCGAGAAGGGGGUGCCGGCGAGCGCGACCUGGGGAGCCAGAGGUGUUGUCUUCUGGCUGAGUCACACCUGAACGCCAGGCAGGAGGGAGGGAGGGAGGCGCAGGCCGGGGAGGCACCGGGAUUAACCCAGCAGCUGCCAGACAGCGGAGCGACUUCCUUCUGGGCCGAGAGAGUCCAAACCAAGGGCUCCUUUAACCCCUCCCCGCCUUGGCUCCUGCCUCACCUAGUCAUGGAAGGCGAAGCAGCGACGGCGGCAGCCAAGGGGCCAAGGUCAGCCCCGCGCGCACCGGAGCCUUUAUAUAACCCGGGCCAGCGCCUGCCUUUCCUUUGACACCUCGGCUGCCUGGCCACCCUCUCCAUCAUGUGGCGGGCGGUUCUGGCAUACAGGAACUAUCUCAUCGCCCUCCUGACGCCCCUGGUCUUCCUCCCUCUGCCUCUGGUCCUCCCUUACAAGGAAGCACAAUGUGGCUACACCAUCAUCGUGAUGGCCAUCUUCUGGUGCACGGAGGCCCUGCCGCUGGCGGUCACCGCUCUCUUCCCCGUCCUCUUCUUCCCCCUCAUGGGCAUCAUGGACUCCACCACGGUGUGCAUGGAAUACCUGAAGGACACCAACAUGCUCUUCAUCGGGGGCCUCCUGGUGGCCAUCGCCGUUGAGCACUGGAACCUCCACCGGCGCAUCGCCCUGCUGGUCCUUCUCAUCGUCGGGGUCCGGCCUGCCUUGCUGAUGAUGGGCUUCAUGGGCGUGACCGCCUUCCUCUCCAUGUGGAUCAGCAACACGGCCACCACAGCCAUGAUGGUGCCCAUCGCCCAGGCCGUCCUGCAGCAGCUGCAGAAGUCGGAGCUGGAUCAGAGUACUGCGGAGCAGGGGGUCACCCAGAACGGGACCCUCAACCGGGCCUUCGAGAUGCAGGAGGGGCCCCCACAGCAAGGCAACGCCCACGUGCAGGUGGUGGUGAAGGAGAAGCUGCCCGAGGAGGCCGAGCAGAAGCUGCCCGAGGAAGACCGGCAGCAGCUGCUGAAGAAACACCAGACCCUCAGCAAGGGCAUGAGCCUGGCCGUCUGCUACUCCGCCAGCAUCGGCGGCAUCGCCACCCUGACGGGCACCACCCCCAACCUGGUGAUGAAGGGGCAGAUGGACGAGCUCUUCUGCCGCAAUGACAACGUGGUGAAUUUUGCCUCCUGGUUCACCUUCGCCUUCCCAGCCAUGCUGGUGCUUCUGGUCCUCUCCUGGCUGUGGCUGCUGGUGAUGUUCCUGGGCGUGGACUUCAAAAAGAACUUCGGCUGCGGCAGCAGUGAGGCGGAGAAGCAGAAGUUGGACAAGGCCUACAGCAUCAUCCGGAGCGAGUACCGGGCCUUGGGCCGCAUGAAGUUCUCCGAGGGGGCCGUCCUCGCCCUCUUCAUCGUCCUGGUGGUCCUUUGGUUCACCCGGGAGCCUGGCUUCAUGCCCGGCUGGGCCAACGCCCUCUUCAGCCAGAAGGGGAAGAGCUACAUCACGGAUGCCACCGUGGUCAUCUUCAUCUCACUGCUGAUGUUCGUCAUCCCCUCCGAACUGCCCAGCUGUCGUAAGGCCCAGCAGGAAGGCAGCCCUGGGCAGAUCCGCGCGCCCCCCGCCCUCCUGGACUGGACCACCGUCAACCGGCACAUGCCCUGGAACAUCGUCAUCCUCCUGGGAGGGGGCUUCGCCUUGGCCAAAGGCAGCGAGGUCUCGGGCCUCUCCGGCUGGCUGGGGGACAAGCUGACGCCGCUGCAGAGCAUCCCGCACCCGGCCAUCACCUUCAUCCUCUGCCUGCUCGUAGCCGUCUUCACCGAAUGCACCAGCAACGUCGCCACCACCACCCUCUUCCUGCCCAUCCUGGCCUCCAUGGCCCAGGCCAUUGAGCUGAACCCACUCUACGUGAUGCUGCCCUGCACCCUCGCGGCCUCCCUGGCCUUCAUGCUGCCGGUGGCCACCCCGCCCAACGCCAUCGUCUUCUCCUACGGCAACCUCCGCGUCAUCGACAUGGUCAAAGCCGGGUUCAUGCUGAACAUCCUAGGCGUCCUCACCAUCAUGCUGGCCAUCAACACCUGGGGGAUACCCAUGUUCAACCUGGACCAGUUUCCAGCCUGGGCACACGCCAACGCCACCCAAUGCUGACGGGAGGAAGAGGGUCACAGCUUGCCCGGCCCUGAGCUGGUUUCUUGGGCAUCCCGUUGCCUCGCCUCUGGGGGCACGACGUAGCUCAGGCUGGCCCAGCCCUUGAAGAUGGGCAUUGAGACUCUGAGCACCUUUGGGCACCAGCCUCCCUUACGCUGAAGGAUGCCCGGCCUGCCGUGUGCCAGCGAGCGAGAAUUUAUUUCCUGCCUAAACAGCACACGGUCAGCAACCCUGGAGGUGGCCUGGUGCAAAGCUUGGGGGGCUGCCAAUGUGCCCGCUUGUGGAGCAGCUUCUGCAGGGCAUCCCUGUGCCAGCCACAGUCAUUCUCAAAGUUCCCCCCUCCAGGCCAGGCCUCCGACAUCUGGAUGCAGCUGCAUGCCCAGACCCCGGCCUGGCGUUUCCCUCUCAGCUGGGCUGCAGAGUCUCAGGCCAGGGCCGGCCCCUGGGCUCCCUCCAGACACAAGGAGACUGGCACAGCUUGCCCGGCCUGGUCAAAUAUACCGGUUUCCAGCCACUCCUUCCUGAGCAGAUGCCACUUUGUGGGAAUUUGAAAGUCCCUCUUUUCGGUUGUAGCUUUGGUCACUAAACGAACAGUUAUAAGUCAAGGACUGCUGUAGCCCGGGGGUGGUGGUGGUCACAAAAGGGCCUUUUCCUUCCCCCGGCUCAGUAGGAGGGAGGUGGCCUCUCAACUCCGGCGGUCCUUGGAAGAAACCGAUUAUCUGGAUCCCUUUCAGUCGGGAUUCAG
This is a messenger RNA of Thamnophis elegans (Western terrestrial garter snake), 3084 nucleotides long. RefSeq names its product solute carrier family 13 member 2 (gene SLC13A2). The record is from RefSeq and is a predicted model, not a curated record. Gene Ontology annotation, biological process: monoatomic anion transmembrane transport. The transcript has 12 exons. Gene Ontology annotation, molecular function: transmembrane transporter activity. Bases 567 to 2339 code for a protein of 590 amino acids. NCBI's taxonomy places the organism in Eukaryota, Metazoa, Chordata, Lepidosauria, Squamata, Natricidae. Gene Ontology annotation, cellular component: membrane.